Messenger RNA from Aspergillus tanneri, 216 nucleotides. RefSeq lists its product as uncharacterized. The transcript has 2 exons. Bases 1 to 216 code for a protein of 71 amino acids. Lineage: Eukaryota; Fungi; Ascomycota; Eurotiomycetes; Eurotiales; Aspergillaceae. The record is from RefSeq and is a predicted model, not a curated record.
AUGAACCUUUCCACAAUUGUUACUAUCUCUCUCGCCUCCCUCGCUCUCUCUGCUCCUAUUCCUAUCCAAUAUCGUCGAGGGUUGGAAGCAUUGAAUGCGUGGGCCCUGACAGAAAUGCUGAUGCCUCAUUCGGGGAUCCCUGAGACGGUCACCAAGUUGGAUAAUGCUUUGGGUCGGUUAUGGUGGUUCAUGCUCACGGGUUAUGAUUUUGUCUGA